AUGGCAUCUUCAGGGCCCUCCCUCAAGCGGCCAUCCUCCUCGAUGGGUCCUCACGACAACAAACGUCCGAAACAAUACUACCAUCACCACCACCGCUUGCAGGAUCCCUUCACGGUGCCGCCGACGACUGAGCCCGCCGUGCAGGAUGACGCCAGUAUCGACCUUCUCAUGAACCGCGCGAUGGGGCAGCUCCUGCGGGACUCGGGCUUUGACAUGGCACAUCCUGCCGCGCUGGCGAGCUUGCGCAGCGCCACAGAGGAGUAUCUCUUUCGAUUCACAGCCUAUGUCCGCCAAUCCAUGGCAUCUUCCCGACGGACUCAACCCAUCCCUCAAGAUUUCGAACUUGCCUUGAAGCGCCUCCGCCUCCGCAUCGACGACCUUCACCCUUAUCUCAAAGCGCAACCACCUGCAGCACCGGCAGCUCCGCUACUGCCCUCCCCUCCGCCCGAGGAUGAGGGGAUACGCAAGUUCCCAUUCCUGAGCUCGCUCAGCGGCGAAGACGACCGCGCCACCCGCUCCUACAUCCCCGAGAACUUCCCAGACUUCCCCAGCAAACACACCUACUCCGCGACAGCGGUCUUCACCGAACGCGAAAGCGACACUCGCAAGAUCCGCGAGCGCGCUACCGAAGAUGGACGUCACGGAGAAGAAGCGCUGCGCAAGUUGGCACGCGCCGCGUUCCGCGACAAUCAAGUCAAUUCGACGGGUAACAAGAAGCUCUGGGGUCGGCGGAUGGAGAGCAUGGAGGGCAUGUUUGAGAAGACCGUCAAGGGUGUGAUGAAGAAAGCGCAGAAAGAUUCUCUGGUUUCUUCCAACGUCCCCGGUGCACUAAGCAUGGCUAUGGAUAUUGACUCGACGCCAGUUCCGGCGGAGGCCGAUUCCAAGAUUCGGUCCAAGGUAUCGUUGAAUCUAGAGCUGGGCCCAAUUGUCAACUGUGAACGAGACUUUUGGCGGCGGACGACGUCGGCAAGUGCACGACGAGUAGAGGAUAAGGAGCCGCAGCUGACGGCCAGUGUUGAGCCCUUUGAGACUAUUGGACUUUGA
Penicillium riverlandense is the source of this 1044-nucleotide messenger RNA. RefSeq names its product TBP-associated factor 8 family protein. Gene Ontology annotation, cellular component: transcription factor TFIID complex. Gene Ontology annotation, biological process: transcription initiation at RNA polymerase II promoter. The transcript has 2 exons. Gene Ontology annotation, molecular function: protein heterodimerization activity. Lineage: Eukaryota; Fungi; Ascomycota; Eurotiomycetes; Eurotiales; Aspergillaceae. The record is from RefSeq and is a predicted model, not a curated record. The coding region runs from base 1 to 1044 and encodes 347 amino acids.